Penicillium chermesinum is the source of this 1746-nucleotide messenger RNA. Its product is annotated as flavin-containing monooxygenase. Bases 1 to 1746 code for a protein of 581 amino acids. Lineage: Eukaryota; Fungi; Ascomycota; Eurotiomycetes; Eurotiales; Aspergillaceae. Gene Ontology annotation, molecular function: flavin adenine dinucleotide binding; N,N-dimethylaniline monooxygenase activity; NADP binding. The record is from RefSeq and is a predicted model, not a curated record. The transcript is spliced from 3 exons.
AUGUCCCAAUCCCCUGCUAUCACCAUUUCAUAUGGGCCAGAUCUCAAUGCCAUCCCCGGCGAGGGCUUCAUCCAUGAGAAUAGCUGGUACAACCAAGACUUUGACGGAUACCGUAUCUCAGAACAGCCGCUGUUCGCGAAGCGCCAUCUUCGACUUAUCUGCGUCGGCGCAGGUGCAACGGGCCUCCAACUCGCAUACAAAGCAGAACGUAUCUUAGAGAAUAUCGACCUGCAGAUAUACGAGAAGAAUGAUGAUAUCGGAGGUACAUGGCUGGAAAACAGGUAUCCGGGCUGCGCUUGCGACAUCCCCAGCCACAGCUAUCAAUUUCGGUGGGCCAGGCGAGAAGCCUGGUCGUCCUUCUAUUCGCCGUCGGAAGAGAUAUGGCAGUAUUUCAAAGAUAUCUCUAAUCGGUUUAAGCUGGAAAAGUAUAUCAAGUUUAACUCGGUCGUUGAGUCCGCGACGUGGGACGAGGAGGAAGGGAAAUGGAAUCUGCAGAUCAAAACCCCCGAGGGUCCGAUUGCCGACUCGUGCGACAUCUUGAUCAGCGCCUCAGGGGUGUUGAACUCGUGGAAGUAUCCGGAUAUCCCUGGCCUUGAGGGGUUCAAGGGCAAGUUGAUGCACAGCGCCAACUGGGAUGCCUCGUUGGACUUGGAUGGCAAAAAUGUGGCUGUCAUUGGAGGCGGAUCAUCUGGUGUCCAGAUCAUUCCCUCCAUUCAACCACAGGUGAAAAAGCUUACAGCUUUUUUGAGGUCUCCCGUCUGGGUGAUCACUGGCAUCGGCGGUGUACAUUCUGGUCCAGGAGGGACAAACUUCAAGUAUUCUACCGAGCAGAUACAACGAUUCAAAGAUCACCCCGAGGAAUACGACCAGUACUGCCGCGACCUUGAAGGCGAGCUCAACAAGCGCUUUUCCCUGAUGCACUCCCUAGGUGCUGAUCAGAAAAGGUCCCGGGAGGCUAUUUCCAAACUCAUGUCGGAGCGGUUGGGUCAUGAUGAGCGACUUACUUCCACCAUGAUCCCUCAAUUCGGAUUGGGAUGUCGCCGAAUGACACCGGGCUCGGGAUAUCUUGAGUCCUUGGCAAAACUGAAUGUGGAGGUCAUCAAUCAGUCCGCUACUAGGGUCACUGAGGAGGGGAUCAUCGAUGAAUCAGGGGUCGAGCACAAAGUGGAUGUUAUCAUCUGUGCAACGGGAUUCAAUACAUCCUUUUCGCCCCAAUUUGAGAUUGUCGGUCGCAACGGCGCCAAUCUUAAACAGCAAUUUGGAGACUUCCCGGUCGGAUAUCUGGCGAUCAUGGCUGCCAACUUUCCAAAUCUGUUCCUUGUUAUGGGGCCUAACGGGCCUGUCAGCCAUGGCUCAGUUCUUCCGAUCGUGGAAUGGAUGAUAAGGUAUAUCUUCCAGGUAGUUGAGAAGGUACAGCAGGAGAACAUCAAGUCCUUCGAGCCGAAAAUAGGUGCCGUGAAGGACCUAUAUAAUCACACUCAUGAAAUCAUGAAACGCCUAGUGUGGUCGUCUAAAUGUAGCUCCUGGUUCAAGAAUGGCAAAAAGGAAGGCCCUGUCACGGCCAUCUACCCUGGGAGUCGGCUUCAUUUCUUUGAGAUGCUGAAGAAUGUUCGGUGGGAGGAUUUUGAGCUCGAGUAUCGGUCAAGCAAUAGAUUUCAGUUUAUGGGAAACGGGUACACGCAGUGCGAGAUAGACCCCGAUGGCAACAAGGUCUGGUAUUUUGAUGACGAGUUCACUCAGGUAUAG